Molecule: messenger RNA, 2436 nt
Organism: Triplophysa dalaica
Lineage: Eukaryota; Metazoa; Chordata; Actinopteri; Cypriniformes; Nemacheilidae
Gene: slc18b1
Product: solute carrier family 18 member B1
Exons: 14
Coding region: 107-1474 (455 amino acids)
Biological process (GO): transmembrane transport
Molecular function (GO): transmembrane transporter activity
Source: RefSeq, a predicted model, not a curated record
GCGAAAGGGUUAUACCUGGUGACAGAAGAGCGGAAGAGUUAUACAAUCUCAGCGAGACCUUCGUGAAACUUUACAGCAAGAAGAAGAAAGUCUCGGAGAAUUUAUAAUGGAGUGCGAUCAAGACACAGGUGGUCAAGGUUCAGCACGAGAGACCCCCGGCCCUAAAAUGACAAGACAGCAGUUAUUGACACUUAUUGCAAUGGCUUCGAUAAACUUCAGCUCAAUGAUCUGUUACUCCAUUCUGGGUCCUUUUUUCCCAAACGAGGCAAAGAAGAAAGGUGUCAGUCAAGCUAUGAUUGGACUUAUAUUUGGCAUCUAUGCAUUAUGCACGCUGGUGGGAUCACUUGUACUUGGUAAAUAUAUUGUCCAGAUAGGAGCCAAGAUUAUGAUCGUAGCAGGCUUGUUCGUGUCUAGUGGAUGUACUGUGCUAUUCGGGUUUCUGGACCAAGUGUCUGAUGGGACAGUUUUCAUAGUUCUGUGUUUCAUCACGCGCUGUAUUAACGCUGUUGGCUUUUCUGCCGCAGUUACGUCGUCUUUUGCCAUUUCAGCAAAAGUGUUUCCAGACAACAUAGCAACAGUUUUGGGCUUUAUGGAGAUUUUUACAGGGCUUGGUCUGAUAUUGGGACCUCCGUUAGGUGGUUGGCUGUAUCAGUCGUUUGGAUAUGAAAUCCCAUUUGUUGUGACGGGUUGUCUUCUGUUUGCAGCAGUGCCACUCAAUAUGUGGAUUUUGCCGAGUUUUGACGCAGUUCCUUCCCAGGAUUCCUUCUUCAGACUGUGUACCAGAAUAAAGAUUCUUCUCAUCUGUUUUGUGGUCUUCACUGUGAGUUCAGGAAUUGGUUUCAUGGACGCAACUCUUUCCAUAUUUGCUAUAGAAAAGCUGAAUAUGAGUGCUGGAAGAGUGGGUUUGCUUAUGAUCGGACUGUCACUGCCGUAUGGGGCCGCAUCGCCUGUUUUCGGUAUAAUAAGUGAUAAAUAUCCAUCCUUCAGGAAAUGGAUGAUGGUGAUUGGAGGAAUGGCCACAGGUGUCAGCUUCUGUUUCCUCGGCCCACUUCCUGUGUUCCAUAUGAGAAGUCAGCUCUGGCUCACCGUCCUCGUGCUGGUCGUUGUGGGAUUCUCCGUAUGCAUGACCUGUAUCCCCACCUUCGCUGAGAUGAUCGAUUGUGCACAUGAAAAUGGCUUUGAGGAAGGCUUGAGUACUCUGGGUUUGGUGUCUGGACUGUUUUCGGCGGUGUGGUCUGCUGGGAUGUUCUUUGGCCCGACCAUUGGAGGUUACAUCACGCAAGUACUGAACUUUGAAUGGAGCGCAGGGGUUCAAGGUGCACUCGCCUUUCUCGCUGCACUCUUUCAAGUAAUAUAUUUCACAUUUGAGGAAAUACAAAAGAAUAAAUUGCAAAAGACUGAAACAACGUUAUCUCAAGGAGAAAAAUCUCCUCUUCUUUCAAAGACAGAAGCGAUCGCUGUUGACAUCAGUUGAAGCUUUGUGCUUUUCAAUGGAAGGACAAACUUUGUCAUAUUGCCGGUAAACAUGUGAAUACAAUCGAGAAGACAAACCCAGAAUGGGACGAUUAAACAUCAACGUCUCGUAGUUUCAGAUGGAAAACAUUUCCAUCCAACGAAUUAUGGCACAUUUAAACAUGUUAUAUGUUCUCUAUGUUGUGUUCUUAAAUCGAAUUGAGAGAGGACUUGUGUGUAUUAAAGUGUAAUGUUACCUUCAUAAAAUCAUUAUGAUGAGGUUUCAUUCAAACUAAGAUAAGUCUGUUGAUAUGCUGCAAAGUUUAGCUUUAAAGGAGUUGUUCACUUUCAAAAUAAAAGUUCAUGAUCAUUUACUCACCCUCAUGUCAUCAAAGAUGUUGAUGUAUUUGUUUCUGGAGUGGAUCCAUUUAUUACAUUAUUACGGAUUACGUCAAGUCAUGAACGCGCAUCACAGAGCAGAUCAAGCCGAGUAUUUGUUUAUAAAGCAUAUACUUUUUAAUUUAGAAAAUGAGCGAUGGUUUCUCUAGAUAAGAUCUUUAUUCAUGGUCUGGUCUGGUUUAAAGCCCUUUGAAGCUAAACUGAAACUGUCAUUUUCACCUUCAAGCGUUUGGAGUCCAUUGAAGUCACUAUAUGGAGAAAAAUCCUGGAAUAUUUUCAUCAAAAACCCUCAUUUCUUUUCCACUAAAGAAACAAACACAUAAACAUCUUGGUUGACAUGAGGAUGAAUAAAUGAUCAAGAACUUUUAUUUUGAAAGUGAACUACUCCUUUAAGAAGCAGUUUUUUAUGACUAGAAUGAUAUAAAAUAUUCAUAAUGACAGUAAAUAAAUUUUGAAUCGCUGUAGCCAUCAGUUUUACACAUUUGCCUUGAUUAUUCUACGCAGUAACUUAACAUGAGCUCUAGUAUGAUCAGCACAGAUACGUCAUAUACUAAUAUUUAACACAAUAAAAAUAUAUCAACUCAA